Peronospora matthiolae is the source of this 813-nucleotide messenger RNA. The record is from the annotation of a GenBank genome assembly. Lineage: Eukaryota; Oomycota; Peronosporomycetes; Peronosporales; Peronosporaceae.
AUGGACUCGAGCGACGAUGACAACGAAGACACCAGGUCUUCGAAGAGCAACAUCAAGAGACACACGCGCACUCAAUCACUUGAGAAAGCUACCGUCAUUCCAAGUCCCAAGCGAAGAACAUACAGAGGUCCGUCGCUUGAGCAUGUGUCAGCGGCUGCAAUGGAUUUUGAAGCAGCGUACAUCAUGGAUUCAGUGGGGGAAAUGCCGACUACGUUCAAGUCGGCUAUGGAAUCAAGCGACUCCGGCAAGUGGAAAGAAGCGUGUGACUCGGAGUUCGAUUCGCUUCAGAGAAACGACACGUGGGAAAUCGUGCCUCUUCCGAAAGGUCGCAAGGCCAUCGGGUGCCGAUGGGUUUUUCGUGUAAAGGAGAAUCAAGAUGGCGAAGUUGAACGUUUUAAGGCAAGACUUGUGGCCAAAGGAUUCUCACAGAAAUUCGGAGUUGACUAUGAAGAAACUUUCGCACCGGUGGCCAAGUUCACAUCGAUUCGUGUGGUGCUCAACAUCUACAUGGACCAGCCGGACGGAUACCUGGAUGCAACACAGCCGGACUAUGUGUGCAAGCUAAAGAGAUCACUCUACGGCUUGAAGCAAUCGCCUCGCAUGUGGAACCAAACAAUCGAUGGGUUCAUGAUCAAGAUGGGAUUCAAGAAGUGCGAAUCGGACCACUGCAUCUACAUCAAGCGAGACGACCAAGACAUGAUUCUCGUGGUGCUCUACGUCGAUGAUCUCAUCCUGGCCAGCAGCAACAACGAACUCCUCAAGUCAACCAAGAUGGCGCUGAGCAAACGCUUCAGAAAUGACGGAUCUCGGUGA